Molecule: messenger RNA, 1031 nt
Organism: Impatiens glandulifera
Lineage: Eukaryota; Viridiplantae; Streptophyta; Magnoliopsida; Ericales; Balsaminaceae
Product: phytolongin Phyl1.1-like
Exons: 1
Coding region: 350-1000 (216 amino acids)
Cellular component (GO): membrane
Source: RefSeq, a predicted model, not a curated record
GAAGAGAAGUUGAACCGGUCAAUCUCUGAUAAUAACUUUAAUACUUUUACCAAAUUACAAGAAUAAGUCUUCUCCUGACUUCGUCUUCUUCCUCCGUAUACCUUUCAUAAUUUUCUCACCAUCUCUCUCUACACAUUUACUAGUUUCUCCGUCGCCGGCGAAUCCUGUAAGUGAAUCGAAACCCUUCCUGUUUCUGGCUAAUUUGAUCGAUUGUUCGUCCGCCGUUAACGGUUACCUUCUUUAAUGGAUCUACUAAUCAGGAAUCGUAAACUUUCUGUUUAGAUUUCCAGGGUUUUUUAAAAAAAAUUGCCUUAAACAGAGCAAUCCCAAUUCCAAUUUCAAAAAACCCAUGGAUUCAAUUCAGAAUACAGUCUAUUACUGUUGUAUAGUAAAAGAAGAUCAGAUUAUGUAUACUUAUAGUAAUGGAAAUUCAGAAAUUGAAAGUUUAGCCGAAUUGUGUUUGGAGAAGAUGAUACCUCCUUUUCAUAAAUGGUAUUUUCAGACGAUGAAUCAAAAGAUAUUUGGGUUUUUUAAGGAAGACAAAUUCGUUUAUUUCGCGAUUUUAGAUGAGUCUCUUGGUAAUUCAGGUGUUUAUAAGUUUCUAAAAACGGUUAAUGAUGAAUUCAGAAAAGCUAUCCAAAACAGUUCUAGAAGAAAUAUGACAGAUCUUAAUGCUCUUGCUUUGCAAGAACAGUUUUUGCCUGUUAUUCAUAGGUUGAUUGUUUCUUUGGAUAAGACUGCAAACUUUUCCAUGGAAAUGCCUAUGAUGGCCUUAACCAACUUGUCGGUUAAGACCGUUAAGGAGCGAUUGGUUGUAGAGGAGACAGGUAAAGAUUGUGAACGAGGUGAGGUUUUAAGGAGGGCGAUAACGGGUAAUGAAAUUGGUAGAAGGAAAUGGUGUCGAGAAAUUCGAAUUGUUAUUGCUAUCGAUGUUGGUGUUUGUUUGGUUCUUCUUGCGGUUUGGUUGAUAAUUUGUAGUGGAGUCAAAUGCACCCGAUGAAGAAUGUGUUUACUAUGAAAAUGAUUUUAAU